Molecule: messenger RNA, 819 nt
Organism: Prunus dulcis (almond)
Lineage: Eukaryota; Viridiplantae; Streptophyta; Magnoliopsida; Rosales; Rosaceae
Exons: 2
Coding region: 1-819 (272 amino acids)
Source: RefSeq, a predicted model, not a curated record
AUGGAACGUGAAUUAGCUGAUAUACUUCGCGAGGAGCGUAACUUGGGUCACAAAGGAGAUGUUGGAUGGAAGACAGUUGCUUUCAAUACUACUGCAAAUAUAUUAGCUGCACAAUUUAAUCUCCAGAUAAGUGCUGAUAACAUUAGAAAUCGUGUUAAGUCAUGGAAAAAGUUCUAUGGAGUAGUGAGUGAUAUAUUAAGUCAAAGUGGAUUCAAUUGGGAUUCAACAAAAAAGAUUAUAAGCGUAGAUGAAGAUCAUUCUCAUGACAAUGCUAGAGGUUUUCGAUUCAAAGUUAUAGAAAAUUGGGAUGAUAUAGUAGAUUUGUGUGGCAAAGAUAGAGCCACUGGAGGGGGCGCUGAAAUAGGCGCAUAUGCAACUGAGGUUAUGACUCCUACUAAUGAAGUUGAUCAUGUUGAUUUGGAUGGUGAUACACAAGAUUUAGAAGAUAUUCAUGUUAUUGAUGAUAUUUCACCAACCUCAACAAAUAGUCAAAAAAGAAGAAAUCGUGCAUCAAAUUCUUCUGAUAUUCUUCCUACAAAGAAAAGAGGUGUUGUCAAAGAUGUUAUUGCUGAUUCGAUUGCUAGAAUGGCUUUAUCAUUUGAAGAGUUUAUCUGUGCUGAUACUAAGAACCUUGAUCCAGCAGAGGUAUAUGCUGAAGUACAAGCAAUACCAGGUCUUAGUGAAAAUGAACAACUCAAAGCAUGUGCUUGGCUGAUAGAAAAUGACAAACAAUUUCAGAUGCUGAAGGCACUCCCAAUUAAGAAAAAAAAAAGAAAAAAAGAGAGUAUGUUGCUGAUGUUUAUUGCACGUGGGGAGUGA